UAGCCGCGCACACGUAUGCAGCAACAGUCACUCACCGCCGCCGCCGCCGCCACCGCCACUCGCAGCCUCGUUACUUCACACUCUCGUUCCCUCUCACUCACACUCACGCAGAGCCAGGCAGCCGCGUAUUCGUACAGAAACAGAGUCAACAGAGCCAGGCCAGCAAUAAGAACCAUUACCAUUUAGCACCAACACUAGCAGCAGCAUCAGCAGCACGGCUAGCACCACAUAUGAGACAGCAGAGCACAGACACACAGACGUCGUCGUUCGCCGUACACACACACACACAUACACACAUAUACACACACACACACUUACUCAUUGGCACAUUCGCACAGACCAACCAACUGUCUCUCACUCUGGGUCUCUCACUCUCUCACUCACACACACACAUUCACUUCAAACAGUACAAGCCAAAUUUCUCAGCUAGGAAUGGAUAUAUGACAUUGACGAAAGAACAUGCGAGAGAAAAUGGCUAACAAGAUAAAAGGAAUUGUAAGCAAGAAGAAAAGGCGUUUCCAAGAAGAUGGCUUCGACUUGGACUUAACCUAUAUAUGUCCAAACAUCAUUGCUAUGGGCUUCCCUGCUGACAAGUUAGAGGGAGUUUACCGCAAUAAUAUUGAUGAUGUUGUCAAAUUUUUUGAUAUGAAACACAAGGACCAUUACAAAAUCUACAAUCUGUGUUCUGAACGCAAGUACGAUGCCAAUAAAUUUCACAAGCGUGUUGCGUCUUUUCCAUUUGAUGACCAUUGUCCACCUGAAGUGGAGCUUAUCCGAUCCUUCUGUCAUGAUCUUGACCAGUGGCUUUCAAAAGAUGAACAAAAUGUUGGCGCAAUACAUUGUAAAGCCGGAAAGGGUAGAACAGGGGUGAUGAUUUGUUCCUACUUACUACACCGACAGAAAUUCUGUAGUGCCAAAGAGGCAUUAGAUUUUUACGGAGACACUCGUACUUGUGAUAAAAAGGGUGUAACGAUCCCGAGUCAGAGACGUUAUGUGGAAUAUUAUGAAUUUUUAUUGAAAAACAGCAUUGUUUAUAAACCUGUAAUACUGCUUUUACAAAAUAUACGUUUUGAAACUGUUCCAAUGUUCACCAAUGGAUCCUGCUCGCCAUACUUUGUAAUCUACCACUCCAAAAUUAGAUUGUGUGCCUCCCAAGUAUAUGAACAGGUGAAAAAAGGCAUCUGUUUUUUUGAUAUGGAACUUCAUAAGCAGCAGCCAGUCUGCAGUGAUAUAAAAAUAGAAUUUUUUAAUAAGCCUAAACGAAUGAAAAAGGAGAAAAUGUUUCAUUUUUGGUUCAACACUUUCUUUGUACAAGACAUUGAAGAAAGUUGGCGCCAUAAUAGAAACAGUUCGAAUGGCCUAACUGACCAAGACGAUGGCUGUCUCACACUGACCUUCACCAAGAACGACAUAGAUAAGGCCAACAAAGAUAAAGCACACAAACUAUUUAGCCCAAAUUUUAAGGUGAAACUAUACUUUAGUACAUGUGAUCAGAACACGACUUUUGACUCGGUGCCCAUGAAGAGUAGAAGCACAGAGAACUUACCGUCCCACCAGACCAAGCACGAUCCGACGCUGAAUCCAAGCACGUCUAGCAACGUCCCACAGAGUCGCAGCGUCGUCAGCAGCAUGAAUACUCUAAGCAUGAACGAGCGACCGGCAAACGUGUUCAACUCACAUCGGCCGAACAUGAGCACGAGUUCAAGCGUCGGGCUGGGCAGCGAUGGCACAUCCAUCACGGGCAGCACAGAUGCGAUGUCGGCUGACAGCCUUAGCGACAACGACGAGGUGAUCGACGAGAAUCUAUCGGACACUGAAAGCGACGAUGAAUGGGAGGGUUUGGAAACCACCCAGGUGUGAUAAUUAGUGGAGGUGAAACAGGAGCAUUGUACAAAUCCCAUAACGAUAAACAAGGAGUAAAAAAAAAAAAAAAGUUAUAAAUAAUAAUAAUAAUGACAAUGAUAAAAUGAGAAGUUUAUAAAAACAAAAAAAAAAAAACACCACAGAAACCGUUAUUUGGCGGCAGUGAAAUGUGCCAAAGUUAGCACAACCACUCACAGGUAUGCGAAAUAUCUGAGUAGAGAGUGGAUGGUCCAAUUAAACAAAAAAAAAAAACAAAAACAAAAAACAAA
Octopus sinensis (East Asian common octopus) is the source of this 2132-nucleotide messenger RNA. Its product is annotated as phosphatidylinositol 3,4,5-trisphosphate 3-phosphatase and dual-specificity protein phosphatase PTEN. The record is from RefSeq and is a predicted model, not a curated record. Gene Ontology annotation, biological process: cell motility; protein dephosphorylation; negative regulation of cell population proliferation. Gene Ontology annotation, molecular function: protein tyrosine phosphatase activity; phosphatidylinositol-3,4,5-trisphosphate 3-phosphatase activity. The transcript has 9 exons. Gene Ontology annotation, cellular component: cytosol; nucleus; cell projection. NCBI's taxonomy places the organism in Eukaryota, Metazoa, Mollusca, Cephalopoda, Octopoda, Octopodidae. The coding region runs from base 460 to 1860 and encodes 466 amino acids.